AUGGCCAUGUCCCGACGUAAGCAACUCCAUCCGAAAUCACUGAAAGAAGGGGAUGAAACCGUCUUUGUGUUACCCGAUGAGCUGAAAUGCGAUGAAGAGUCACAUGAGAUCAUCGCUCGUAUUGAUAUCAAACAAGGACAUCGUUUUGGUCCAUUUCCUGCUUGUCUUGUAUCUUGUCAACAACGAUUAUCGUCUGAUUUUGAUUCAAUGGACGGCAAUGGUAGUAGUAGUAAUAGUAUGAGCAUGCAAAUUGAUAAUAAUGAACAAUCAUUUCAACUACUCGAUGCGAAACAUAACUGGUUGACGAGAUGUUCAAUAUCGAGUAAUGCAACAUCGAAUUUAGAUAUUCAAUUUCAAGAUGAGCAAAUCCUUGCUAUAUUAACUGAGUCGAUCACAAAUGGUACUCGUCUUUGUUCGAAUGCGAUUAUUCUUCCAAAAGUGAUGCAAAGCGAAGAUUCUCCAGUAAAAUCAACGAUGAGUUCGAUUCCAGAUGAGAUUAAAGUCAAAGAAGAACCUAUCGAAUCCUCUGAAGAAGAACGACAGCAACAGCCAUCUGAUCUCUCGUCAACGAUCAAAUCGGAAUCACCAAUCGUACCAAAAUCCAAAGAAAUAAAAAAACUCCAUCCUUUGAUGUUCACCUGCGACGACUGCGGCGUUCGAUUCAGUAACCGAAGUACGCUAGAUGCUCAUCGACAACACUAUUGUUUAAAACGUGGCGAAGCAAGAAAAAGUCAUUCGAUAGAUUCAACAAUGCCUGUUAAACUAAAGAGCAUCAAACGCAAACAUAUCGAGACAAGUGAUUCGUCGACUCCGCCAACAAAACAUAAUCUUCUUCAGCAUAAACUACAUUAUUGUCGAAUGAAAUCCUCAACACAUCAACUUAAUGAACAAAACAUCCCGAAUUCGUUUCGACCACCGAUACCAUUCGAUCGACCUAUUCAAAUCGGACAAUUUAUCUACGUACCUGUGCCUGUUGUGUCAUCAUCAACCGAAAACACUGAACAAUUAGUAUCACCAUCAAAUAAUGAUAAUAAACCGUUAGAUUUGAGUAAACCCAAAAAAUCUCAUGAUGAGUCCGAAAAAUCCACUUCACCACUUGAUUUAACCAUGGAAAAGCCAACGAAUCUAUUUAACAUACUAAAUUCUUCUGCAGUGACGAAAUCAACCAAUCAUGUUCAACAGCAAAUCUACGAAUGCGAUUACUGUUCAAUAAGAUUCAGUUCUUUAAAAACUCUACAUGCUCAUCAAGAGAACUAUUGUAUUGAAUAUCGUAAACAGAAGAAAACUGUACCGAAUAAUUCAUCAACCAACGAUCCAAAUACGACAAUCAACGAAUCCAAUCGAUCUCAAUCACCAUCAAUCUCGAAAACUCUAUCUGUUUCUCCCAAUGAUUCAUCCAACACAUCUCAUUUACCGCCACAUCGUUCAUCUCCUUUCAUGUGUCGUCUAUGCAAAUAUCGUGGAAAUACUUUGCGUGGAAUGCGUAUGCAUUUCAAAUUUCAUCUCUCUAAUAAUGAACCGUGUACCGAUGAUGAUAUUAUCAUAACGACGACAUUAAACAACUCAUUAUCAACUUUACCUUCAUCCCAAUUACUAUUGAAAUGUAAAAUCUGUUCGGCCAUGUUCGAUCAAGAGGAAACAUUAAUCAAUCAUAUCAAAUGUGUUCAUACGAAAGAAAGUCUACUUGAAUGUUUAGAAUGUCAAUCGAGAUUUUGUUCGAAAUGGAAUUUACUUCGUCAUAUGAAAUUAACACAUACGAAUAUCAAAUGUGAUGACGAUGAGCAAGAUGAUAAUGAGUCUCAUUUGAUUUUGAAUGAAUCAACAAAUGAUCAGAAAAUCGAUGAAGAUCCAGAUCUUUCGUCUUCGUCUUCUCCUCCUUCUUCUCCGUCUUCGACAUCUAAUGAUAAAUCAUCUGAUCCAGUGAAUCUCACACGUAAUGUUCUGAUCGAAUCAAUGGAUAUCAAUUCAAUGAAAAAGUUAUCUGAUGGAUUUGUACUAAAGAAAAAAUUCGCUUGUCCCUAUUGUCACAUCAAGUUCGGGAGUGUUGAGACAUUGAAACAACAUAUGACAAACUAUUGCUCAUCUCGUCCGAAGACUGAUGAACAAACGCAAACGAAAAAGAAAUCGAUGGAGACAUUCUGUUCAUCAUGUCAAAUCCCAUUUCGACAUCAAAGUUCCUACGAUGCACAUAAAAUGUAUUACUGUCGCGGAAGUAACAAAGCUCACGUGAAAAUGCAAGCUUAA
Adineta ricciae is the source of this 2244-nucleotide messenger RNA. The record is from the annotation of a GenBank genome assembly. NCBI's taxonomy places the organism in Eukaryota, Metazoa, Rotifera, Eurotatoria, Adinetida, Adinetidae.